AUGCCCUGCUUUGGGGGAUGGCUCCCAUACCCACCCAACAGCUGCUGCCCCAGCUGUGGUCCGGGAGUGAAGUCGACACUGCAGUUGCUAUGCCCGGUGGCCAGUGGAGCCGGCUUACCAGUUCCUCCCUAGGGCUUUCCUGCCAGUGCCAAGGCAGUGCUCCUGCCACCUUGGCCAAGUUUCCAUAUGCCAUUUGCCAGCAUGUGGAAGUUCUAUGUGUUUGUGAGGGUGUUUGUAGAAAUGGACUGUUUCUUUGAAAACAGCACCAGAAAGGGCAAAGGCUCCCUCAAGCCGCCAGGUAGCCUUGGCCAAGGAUCUGGGCCAGUGAGAACAGCCUUUUCAUUUGGUCAACUGGUGAUAACUCCAAAUAGCAGAGGGAUUGUCACACCUGCUUAGUGUCCUCCGCCCUCCCCUACGUCUCCCCAGUAUUUGAUUUUGCUCACCAAAGAUGAUAUGGCCCAUUUUUCUCCCAGAGGCAGAGUGACGUGUUCUUCUGUUAGCCUGCGAGGUCACCGCCUUGGUUCUGAAGCCACAGGCUCGGUCCCCCUGAGCCAACAUUCUCUUUCCCUUGGGCUUCUUAACCUUCACAGAAGCUGCUUGUAG
Loxodonta africana (African savanna elephant) is the source of this 603-nucleotide messenger RNA. RefSeq lists its product as uncharacterized. Lineage: Eukaryota; Metazoa; Chordata; Mammalia; Proboscidea; Elephantidae. The record is from RefSeq and is a predicted model, not a curated record.